GAAAUUAGGGUUCUUCUCCAACCCAACUUCCUUUCCCUUUUGUCACAAAGGCCGGUCUGGGUUAAGAACCCGACCCAUCUCACCGAUCCGGCCCAGGUCCACUGUUAUUUUUUUUAUUUUUUAUUUUUUUGUUAGUCAUCUUGGGCCAUAACCCCCUAUCCGAGUUUCAUACACCCGUAGCCCAAUUUCCACUUUUCUAUUUCUUUUAUUUUGUUAGCUUAUUUGCUUAACAUUUUAUUAACUUAUUUGUUUAACUAAACUUAAAUAUUUAAUUACCUUAACUAAAUUGGUUAAAUUUAUUUUAGUCAAAUUAAGUUUGUUAAUUAAUUUUUUUUAAUAACUUCAUUAAUUAGUUAAGUGUAUUUUAAUUAAUUAAGAAAAUUCACACCCAAGAAAUAUUUUCAUUCGAAUAAAUUUCUCGAUCCAACGUCGAGUUUCUUCUUUUAAAACUUUCUUUAAAUCAUAUCGAAAGAUCGAGUGACAAGAAGUGUACACCUCUUGAAUACCUCAAUUCUUUUGGAUUAACACUUUUUUUUUUUAAACCUUUCUUUAAUUAAAUCGAAAGAUCUUGUGACAAGGGGUGAACACCUCUUGAAUACCCUGAUCUUUUGAAGCUAAAACACAUUAAUAAAAUCAAAGUGAUCAUGUGACAAGAAGUGCACACCUCUUGAAUACCUUGAUCCUUUGAACUAGAACACUUUAAUCAAACCAAGAGGUUAAGUGACAAGGGGUGAACACCUCUUGAAUACCUUGAUCUUUUGGAACUGAAACACAUUAACAAAACUUUUUCUAAAAAAAACCUUUCUUAAUUAAAUCAAAGUGAUUAAGUGACAAGGGGUGCACACCUCUUGAAUACCUUUGAUCCUUUGAAUCAAGUAUUAAAUCGUUCUUAAUCAAAUCGAAGUGAUCGAGUGACAAGGGGUGCACACCUCUUGAAUACCUUUGAUACUUUGAAUAAUCUUCUUUCUUAAUUAAAUCAAAGUGAUUAAGUGACAAGGGGUGCACACCUCUUGAAUACCUUUGAUCCUUUGAAUAAUCUUCUUUCUUAAUUAAAUCGAAGCGAUCGAGUGACAAGAAGUGCACACCUCUUGAAUACCUUUGAUCCUUUGAAUCAAACUUAAAAAAUUCUUUCUUAAUUAAAUCAAAGUGAUUAAGUGACAAGGGGUGCACACCUCUUGAAUACCUUUGAUCCUUUGAACCAAACACUAAACAUCCUUCAUAAAAUUAACCAACAAAAUCGUAGUUUUUUUUAUUCGAACUACGGUUGCUCUGACUUUCCCAUUGCACGAGGGAAUACGUAGGCACAAGAUACAAAUGUCUUGGCGAGCACAAUAAUAAAAAAAUAAAACCCCCUUUUCUUUUAUUGAUUAAUAAACUAAAGAACACAAACAUUACGCAAACACUCAUUCAUAAAACUAGCUAAAUGGGUCCCAUCGAGUACGAUGGAGGUGAGGGGUGCUAAUACCUUCCCCUUGCUUAACCGACUCCCGAACCCUAAUUUGGUUGCAAUGACCAUCUUAUCCGUUUGUUUUUAUUCAUGGGUUUUAUUCGAUAUUUUCCCUUUCCUUUUUGGAACAAAUAAAGAUCGGUGGCGACUCUGUUCUUUUUCGAGUGUGUAGACACCUCGAGCUUUUUUUUAGCGCUACAGUGCCUAUCUUUGUUACUGGUGACCGAAAGAUCCUAUUUGAACUUCCUUUAGCUCUAUUAUGGGUAUGAGUCUCUUGUUUUCCACGCCUAGUCUAGGAAUACAACUCGUGGUAUAUAUGGCAUGUGCAUCAGGAAGAGGGGAAGCCUUAUGGGAGACACCCUUCAUCCUCAUCAUCAGGAUGCUCAUAUAACAUUUUUGGGAGCUCUCUUGGUCUCCUCAGACCAUUAUGACUCGCUUGCUAGGUAACAUGUAUUUCAGGAUUAGAUUGGAUGGAUAUAAUCGCCCCUAACGAAUUAAUAAUUGGUCUUCCAAGGAUGACGUUAUAAGGCGAUAAGGCGUUUACCACGAGGUAAUUGACUUCGAUCACCUCAAAGUAUGCUUCUGAGAUGCAGUCCAUUUCCAGAUUUAUAUGGCCCCUUACCAGUACUUGUUUGCUUGACAAGUCCACUAGUGAGCCAUGGAAUUCCUUAAUGUUGUCAGGAUCGCAUUAGAGCUUCUGGAAGGUUCUCUAAAAUAGGAUUUCUGGUGAGCUUCUAGGAUUUAUCAAGCAUCAUUUUAUAUCUCAAAUAUUGUAUUGCACAGUGAUGACCAUGGGGUAGUUGUCGUUUGGGUAGACACCAAUGGCGUUUCUACUAGAGAAAACUAUUAUGGACCCUAGCCCUAUUUACGUGGUUUUGGAUAUGUCGUAGAAUAUUAUUAUGUUUGCAGCUAACACCUGUCAGGCGUAUUUUCUCCAAAAGGAGUUAGUUUUUCCCCCACCGAUAAAACUUCGGGCAAUGGUGUUAACCGUGACGUUUGGAUCUUUCUUGGACAUUUUCAAGAGAAAGUAGUGAAAGUGCUGGUAAUAGUGAAAACCCUUAACUGGUAAGAAUUUAUGGAGUUUUUAGUAUUUUUUGUGGAGUUAGAGCAAGCUCACAAGGUGAGAGACUCUAUUUUAGGGGUAUUUUUUAUGAAUAUCAGAUUGUCAUCCCUCAACCCUAAGGUUGAUGUAUUUAUAGAGGCUUACAGGUCUGAAUUUAGGGUUUCUCGGAAAUAGCAACCACCCAUCCUAGUAAUGAGAGAAGACGGUUAAAUCCUUAUUUCUUAGGGAGGCGUGGGUCAUUCUCCUGACUACUUCUUUGCACCACCUAUGACCAGGAAACGCAAGCUCCCACGUUUUCCUACUAUGAGAAAGUAGUACGUGUCCCGGGCGAUGCCUCUGAGAUAUGGACGGUAUCAUCAUGUCGCCCCUUAUGGGUAUUUACAAAUAUAUCACUACAGACGCACACAUACACAUGCGUGGGCGUACAUACACAUGUGUUCACUCACACACGUGCAUAGGCACGCGCGCACGCACAUGAUAAAGUCAAGAAAUGCAUCUUUGUCUACAUAUUUGAAUUUAUUUUUUUCAUCUUUAUUCUUGAUGGAGGAAUUUUAUCUCUCGUGAUUAUUCCUGUGAAUCUUAUUGUUCUCAUAAAGAUGCAUAACAUGAUAAAAUAUAAAAUAAUUUUAUUAUUUUUAAUUAAAUUAAUAACCAUCAUUCUAUAUUCUCUAUUAUGUUAGGGAGAAAUAGGUUGAUGUGGAGUGUGUGAACAUAAUCUGAUUACUGAUUUAUCCUUAUAGGAAACAAUAACUAAACAGCUAAAUGACUUACUUAAUAAAUAAAAAAACAUGUCAUUAUAUAUGAGUGGUAGAAAAUUAAAUGCCAUCCAUUCAAUCACUAGUGAUAACACUUUUCAGACAUUACAUGGUUUUGUUUUACUACAAAAUAACAUGAAGCUAAAUAAAUGUUAUGUCUGGCUCUAGCUAAGUUCAAGAUAGGCUAGGAAAAGCAAUGGCUUUCAAAAUGUUAUCACAGAAACAGAUUACAGAAGCUUUUUCUUCUCCCUUUAGUCUACCUCUUUUUUUCCUUAUAAUUGUGUUGAUUUUUAAGUUUGCACUUAGAAAAUCCAAACCCAAAACUAAUCUUAAUGAGCUUCCAUCUCCACCAAAACUACCUAUCAUUGGUAAUCUUCACCAGCUAGGCACACUUCCACACCAUUCACUUCGAGACCUAUCACUCAAAUAUGGAAACAUGAUGUUGUUGGAAUUAGGACAAAAACAAACUCCAGCCUUAGUGGUUUCAUCAGCAGAUGUUGCCAUGGAAAUCAUGAAAAAUCAUGAUAUAGAUUUUGGAAGUUAUGGAGAAAAAUGGAGACAGAAAAGAAAAAUAUGUGUUCUAGAACUUUUGAGUGUGAAAAGUGUAAAAUCAUUUCAGGUUAUAAGAGAAGAAGAAGUUGAAGAAAUGGUGAAUAAGUUACGUGAAGCUAGCUCAAAUAGUGCAUCUGUGAAUCUUAGUGAGAUGUUGGUUUCAACAACAAACAAUAUUAUUUGUAAAAGUGCACUUGGAAGGAAGUGUGAAGGAGAAGGAAACGUGAAAGAGUUAGCAAGAAAAGUUAUGAUUCAUCUUACAACUUUUGUUGUUGGAGAUUAUUUCCCUUCUUUGGGUUGGAUUGAUGUUUUUAGUGGAAAAAUUGGGGAGUUUAAGGACACUUUUCGAGCACUUGAUGAUUUGUUUGAUAAAGUGAUUGAAGAGCGUUUGGCUUUAAAGAAGAUAGAGAAUGAUCAAUUCAAGAAGAAAGGGUUUGUGGAUAUUCUUCUUCAAUUACAAGAGGAUGGCAUGCUUGGCUUUGAACUCUCCAAUAAUGAUAUCAAAGGAAUUCUAAUGGACAUGUUUUUUGGUGGAACAGACACAACCUCUGCAACAUUAGAAUGGGCAAUUUCAGAGCUCAUGAGACAUCCAUCCAUAAUGAAGAAAGCACAAGAAGAAGUAAGAAGAGUUGUAGGCCAUAAAUCAAAAGUUGAAGAAAUCGACAUCAAUGAAAUGCCUUAUUUAAAAUGUGUAGUGAAAGAAACUCUAAGGUUACGUCCAGCUACUCCUCUUAUGUCUCCUCGAGAAACAAUAUCGAGUGUGAAUCUAAAAGGGCAUUAUAUUCCUAAAAAAACAAUGGUGUAUGUAAACAAUUGGGCAAUACAAAGAGACCCUAAAAAUUGGGAAAACCCUGAAGAGUUUAUGCCUGAGAGAUUUGAACACAGCCAAGUUGAUUUUAGAGGUCAAGAUUUUCAAUACAUUCCUUUUGGUUUUGGGAGAAGAGGAUGUCCUGGAAUGAAUUUUGGAAUAGCUAUGGUUGAAUAUAUACUUGCUAGCCUUCUUUAUUGGUAUGAUUGGGAAACAAAUUCAGGUAAACAAGAUAUAGAUAUGAGUGAGGUAUUUGGACUUGUUGUAUCAAAGAAAGAACCACUACACCUUAAACCAAUAGCAUUUUCAUUUUAAUCUUCUUUCCAAUUGUUUUUGCUCUAAGUGAUUAUAUAUUGUUGUAGUAACUUCAGAUAUUUUCUAUUUGUAAUAAGGUUAAAGGUGUUUGGUGAA
Vicia villosa (hairy vetch) is the source of this 5036-nucleotide messenger RNA. RefSeq names its product phenylacetaldehyde oxime monooxygenase CYP71AN24-like. The coding region runs from base 3462 to 4940 and encodes 492 amino acids. The transcript has 2 exons. The record is from RefSeq and is a predicted model, not a curated record. NCBI's taxonomy places the organism in Eukaryota, Viridiplantae, Streptophyta, Magnoliopsida, Fabales, Fabaceae. Gene Ontology annotation, molecular function: heme binding; iron ion binding; oxidoreductase activity, acting on paired donors, with incorporation or reduction of molecular oxygen.